AUGUUACGCAUACUCUCAGUGUCGGGGGAAGUCCAGCUCACGAUUGAGUUGGCGAGCUUUUUCGAAACAGACGCUGCAGGGAGCUAUCCCGUCCGGGCAUUAAAACAACACUUGCAAGGCUUGUGCAGAAAGCCCAGAUUCAGGCAACGGCUGGCAUUCUUGGAUGACGGCGAACUGUUGAAUGACAAUGGCGAACACACACUGAGACCAGGCGAAGUUCAGCUUGUGCUUCUCAACUUCAGUCCAACAUCAGAAUUGCAAAUACGAGAGCUUCAGCAUGCCGCAGAAAGUGGCCUGACACAAAGCGUGGAGAGUAUUCUGCAAAGACCACAGGACCCGGAUUUGAAUUUAGGUCGGCCACCCCUGCUCGCAGCAUCAGCAGAAGGGCACCUACAGGUUGUGCGCCUCUUGCUGGAGGCCGAUGCUGACAAGAACCUUUCCACGAACGAUGGCGCCACCCCUCUGUUCAUUGCAGCUCAGCGAGGGCAUUUGGAGGUUAUGCGUCUCUUGCUGGAGGCAAAGGCCGAUAAAGACAAGGCCAAGCACAAUGGCACUACACCUCUGAUCGUGGCAGCUCAGGAAGGGCAUUUCGAGGCUGUAGGUUUCUUGCUGGAGGCCAAGGCCGACACGGAUCAGUCCACGCAUGAAGGCAUCACUCCUUUAUGCUUUGCAGUUGAGGCAGGGCACUUGGAGGGUGUGCGACUUUUGCUAAAUGCACGAGCUGACGUGGACACUCUGACAGACACUGGCUCCACACCCUUGACAUUCGUCGCUGAGCAUGGGCACCUGGAGGUUGCGCGCCUUUUGCUAAAGGCACAGGCCGAUGCGAACAAGGCCGUGAUCAAUGGCGCGAACGAUGGUGCCACCCCUUUGUUCCAUGCAGCUGCGGAAGGACAGUUGGAGAUGGUGCGCCUCUUGCUGGAGGCCAACACCGACAAGGACAAGGCCACGAAUGAUGGCGUCACCCCUCUGUUCGUGGCAGCAGACGAAGGGCAUUUGGACGUUGUGCGCCUCUUGCUGGAGGGCAAGGCUGACAAGGACAAGGCCAUGAACGAUGGCACCACCCCAUGCUCCAUUGCAGUCAGGCAUGGUCACAUGCAAGUCGCACACCUUUUGCAGGGCAUGGGGUACACCUUUGGUCGGCAUGCAGAUUUGGUCGUGGCUGGCAGUGGCAAGACCACGAAUGACAAGACCACGAACGAUGGCUCCUCGUUGUCGUCCGUCAGCACAGGCAGUUGGCGAAUGGGGCACACCUUGGGUCGACAUGCAGAUUUGGUCGCGGCUUGCAAGCGCAAGGCCAGGAAUGAUGUCUCGUCCUCUUCGACCGUCAGCAGGGGCAGCUCAGGAAGGCAGUAG
Symbiodinium necroappetens is the source of this 1356-nucleotide messenger RNA. NCBI's taxonomy places the organism in Eukaryota, Dinophyceae, Suessiales, Symbiodiniaceae. The record is from the annotation of a GenBank genome assembly.